Ochlerotatus camptorhynchus is the source of this 843-nucleotide messenger RNA. Its product is annotated as 3-oxoacyl-[acyl-carrier-protein] reductase FabG-like. The transcript has 2 exons. Bases 35 to 805 code for a protein of 256 amino acids. NCBI's taxonomy places the organism in Eukaryota, Metazoa, Arthropoda, Insecta, Diptera, Culicidae. The record is from RefSeq and is a predicted model, not a curated record. Gene Ontology annotation, molecular function: oxidoreductase activity.
GCAAAUUUCAGUCAUAACGCUCAUCUCAAGCAGCAUGGAUUUCUCCGGUAAAGUAGUGCUCAUCACGGGAGCUAGUAGUGGUAUCGGUGCUGCCACUGCAAAAUAUCUAACCGAGUUGGGCGGUUCGGUGGUCUUGAUCGGAAGAAAUGCGGAAAAUCUCAAUAAAGUUGGAGCGGAAUGUCAGGCUCUGGGAAAGCAGAAGCCUUUUCUUCUGGUGGCCGACGUCACCAAAACCGAGGAUAACAGUCGUGUGAUCGAAGAGACCAUCAAGAAAUUCGGCAAACUGGAUGUCCUGGUGAACAAUGCCGGUAUAGGAAAGUAUGCAGGCAUCGAAACCACUAGCCUGGAACAGUACGACGAGAUUAUGCAAACCAACGUGAGAGCCGUCUAUCACCUGACGAUGUUGGCUGUGCCUCAUCUUAUCAAGAGUAAAGGCAAUAUUGUUAACGUUUCAAGUAUCGCCGGGACUAGAGCAUUCGCGAACGUAUUGGCCUACUGUGUUUCGAAGGCCGCACUGGAUCAAUUUACGAGAUGCGUUGCGCUCGAUCUUGCGCCGAAGCAAGUCAGAGUAAAUUCGGUCAAUCCAGCGGUUAUUGUAACGGAUUUUCAUAAUCGCUUGGGUAUGAGUCCAGCCGAUUAUGCAACAUAUCUGAAGAAUUGCGAGAAAAGUCACCCACUUGGACGGGUAGGCCAAGCGUCGGAAGUGGCUGCUGCCAUUGCUUUCCUAGCCGCAGAUACUGCCAGCUUCAUCACGGGAACGUGUCUCUGUGUUGACGGAGGAAAGAACAAUCUGUGUCCACGAUAAGGCUUAAUAAAACUAUGAGCAGGGCCAUUCUGAUUGUA